This is a messenger RNA of Rhizopus microsporus ATCC 52813, 872 nucleotides long. RefSeq lists its product as uncharacterized. The record is from RefSeq and is a predicted model, not a curated record. Lineage: Eukaryota; Fungi; Mucoromycota; Mucoromycetes; Mucorales; Rhizopodaceae. The coding region runs from base 349 to 810 and encodes 153 amino acids. The transcript has a single exon.
UGGGUCCUUGUAGAUACAUAUACUUUGAUGUGUGAGUGAUAAUCUCAAUAUUGCCUAGCAACGUAUUACUGAUCUACAUAAUUGGGUGAUUACCAUGUGUGUAUCUAUUACAGUGCGCCUGCAUAUAAAUAUCUACUCAGGGGAUUUAUGCAGAAGUUCAUUAUGUAGCUGUGUGUAACGUAUAUCAUGAUACUCGACAGGUCAAAAAGUUAAAGAUACUUCAUAUGGGAGUCAUUUGAAGCAAUAAAGAGCAACUACAGUUUUAUAUGCAACAAAUGGCUUGACACAAAUUAUUAUCCUUUUUAAUUUUUUUUCUCUAAAUAAGCCACUCUUUUAUAUUUCUUUUUCAUGAACUGUCAAUCUUGCUCAGGCUGCUUCACAGGCUCAAGCUGUUCAACAAAAGAGACCGCAACACAGGAUAAGACGAAGUUUGAAGACUUGUUGGAAAAGGCUAAUUCUGAGCCAGAAGAGUAUCAAAAAGAACAUAGCCAUGUAAUUCCAACUGUUAUUGUUCAACUCUCAAAGAAUGUAUAUGCAUCGCAGACGGUUCUCUUCAAGGCAUAUGAUCUAUUGGAACGUCCACAGUUUAUACAGCUUUCCAAACAUUUAUAUGACUCCAAGUUAACAGGAGAACACAUUGCUUGGGCUGAUGAAUAUGUUAAGGGAGACAUAAAGCAACUUUUGGAUAUUCUGCAACAAAGAGAGGAAAGGAACAAACUUUUACAAUAUUGCGACGAACAAGCAGAGAUCUACGAGCUAUUUACCAACUUACCAUCAGGUACAGUCAGACGUAUUGGUAAAACCGGCUAGAUACGUUUUACAUUUGGAUUAUACCCCCUUAUUUAUACAGAGCAAAAAAAAAAAAAAAAAAA